Lipotes vexillifer (Yangtze River dolphin) is the source of this 2448-nucleotide messenger RNA. It is a transcript of the gene NAALADL2, whose product is annotated as N-acetylated alpha-linked acidic dipeptidase like 2. The transcript is spliced from 15 exons. The record is from RefSeq and is a predicted model, not a curated record. Bases 1 to 2448 code for a protein of 815 amino acids. Lineage: Eukaryota; Metazoa; Chordata; Mammalia; Artiodactyla; Lipotidae.
AUGAAGGUUAUCAGAUACGUCGUAAAAGACUACUCCUUAGAAAAAGAACAGGAAGAAGAAUGUACAGCAAUGUCAUCCAGUUUUCCUAAUACUGCUCUGCAAGGUAAAAAGAUGGCCUAUCAGAAGGUCAAUGCAGAUCGAAGAACUCCGGGACUUUCACAGUACCUAGACAAUGAUGACCUCCAAGCCACUGCCCUUGACUUAGAGUGGGACAUGGAAAAGGAACUGGAGGAGCCUGGUUUUGACCAGUUCCAGCUAGAUGGUGCUGAGAAUCAGAACCUGGAGAAUUCAGAGACUGCAGACCUCAAUCUUGAUCCCGUUCAACCAGCAACUUCACCCAAAGGAAGGUUUCAGCGACUUCAAGAAGAGUCUGACUAUGUGACCCAUUAUACAAGAUCUGCACCAAAGAGCAACCCCUGCAACUUUUGCUGCCUUUUAAAACUAUUUUGCACAGCAAUCAUUUUAUUUAUUUCUGGAAUUUUGAUAGGCUAUUACACACAUAAAAAUUGCUCUUCAAAUGCUACGUCUUCAGGAACACUUGAUCUUCAGUUACACCAAGAGAUUCUCAAGACAAUCCAAGCAGAAGAUAUUAGGAAGUCUUUCAGAAAUUUGGUACAACUGUACAAAAGUGAAAACGACAUAGAAAUUUCAAAGAAGAUUAAGACUCAGUGGACUUCUUUGGGCCUAGAAGACGUACAGUUUGUAAAUUACUCUGUGCUGCUGAAUCUGCCAGGCCCUUCUCCCAGCUCAGUGACUCUAAGCAGCAGUGGCCAGUGCUUUCAUCCUAAUGGCCAGCCUUGCAGCGAAGAAGCCAGACGACACAGCAGCCAAGAUCCGCUCUACUCAUAUGCAGCCUAUUCUGCCAGUGGAACUCUCAAGGCUGAAGUCAUUGAUGUGAGUUAUGGAAAUGCAGAUGAUUUAAAUAGGAUUAAAAAAAUGAAAAAUGUCACAAAUCAGAUUGCACUCCUGAAAUUAGGAAAACUGCCACUACUUUAUAAGCUUUCCUUAUUGGAAAAGGCUGGAUUUGGAGGUGUUCUUCUGUAUAUUGAUCCUUGUGAUUUACCAAAGACUGCAACUCUUAGCUAUGAUACCUUUAUGGUGUCUCUGAAUCCAGGAGGAGACCCUUCUACACCUGGUUAUCCAAGUAUUGAUGGAAGCUUUAGACAAAACCGAUCAAACCUCACCUCUCUACUAGUGCAGCCCAUCUCAGCAUCUCUCGUUGCAAAACUCAUCUCUUCGCCGAAAGGUAGAAUCACACACAGUGCCUGUAGCCCUCUAGAACUUCCAAAUAAUGAGGAAAGAAUUGUCAGCAUGCGAAUUCAGACAGUCACAAAAUUUGAAACAGUUACUAAUGUUGUUGGAUAUUUAAAGGGCUCGACAUCUCCAGACCGUUAUAUCAUAGUUGGCAGCCAUCAUCAUACCGCAUACAGUUAUAAUGGACAAGAAUGGGCCAGCAGCACUGCCAUCAUCACAGCUUUUAUCCAGGCCUUGAUGUUAAGAGUCAAGAGAGGGUGGAGACCAGACCGCACUAUUGUUUUCUGUUCAUGGGGUGGAACAGCUUUUGGAAAUAUUGGCUCGUAUGAAUGGGGAGAGGAUUUCAAGAAGGUUCUGCAGAAGAAUGUUGUGGCUUAUGUUAGUCUCCACAGUCCUGUAAGCGGUAACUCAAGUCUCUACUCUGUAGCUUCACCAUCUCUUCAGCAACUGGUAGCUGAGAAAAAUAAUUUCAACUGUUCCAGAAGAGGUCAGUGCCCAGAAACAAAUAUCAGUUCUGUACAGAUGCAAGAUGAUGCCGAUUACUUCAUCAACCAUCUUGGAGUUCCCACCGUGAGGUUUACUUAUGAGGACAUCAAAGCAUUAGAGGGUCCAAGUUUUCUCUCUGAAGGCUUUUUCCCUAAACGUGCAACAAAAAUUGAAGAAAUGGAUCCUUUUUUCAAACUUCACGAGACCAUUACCAAGCUCUCAGGAGAAGUGAUUUUACAAAUUGCCAACGAACCAGUUCUGCCAUUUAAUGCUCUCGAUAUAGCUUUAGAAGUUCAAAACAGCCUUAAAGGUGAUCAACCCAACACGCCUCAACUGCUAGCCCUGGCCUCACGCCUGCGGGAGAGCGCUGAACUCUUUCAAUCAGAUGAGAUGCGUCCUGCUAAUGACCCCAAGGAAAGAGCUCCCAUCCGUGUGCGGAUGCUGAAUGAGGUUCUCCAAGACAUGGAGAAGAGCUUCCUGGUGCAGCGGGCACCUCCAGGGUUUUACAGAAAUAUCCUGUACCACCUUGAUGGGAAGACAAGCCAGUUUUCAAUACUCCUGGAGGCUUGGGAACACUGCAAGUCACUUGCAUCAAAUGAGACCCUUCAAGAAGCCCUGUCAGAAGUAUUGAACAGCAUUAAUGCAGCUCAGGUUUACUUCAAAGCAGGACUUGAUGUGUUUGAGAGUGUCUUAGUUGGAAAGAACUGA